UGGAGGAGGGCUCUACUCUGCAGUCUGCGGCUAUAAAUACACUGCCAGAGAUAAUCUUUCUCAAUACAGUGAUUCAAACUCCUUCUUCUUCAAUAGCAGGAAAAAUAAAAGCUCAUUCUGUCCUCGUUCUCUUGAGUUCGAAAACUUCUAAUGCUUCUGUUUUCUCUCAUGGCGACUCUUUUCCUCCGGUAAGCUUUUCCUCCUGAAACCCACCGAAAGUUCCUUCUUCUUUGAACCCACCAUCUCUUUAGUUCAUUAGCUAUCCAAAACUCCUUGGAUCACUCUGUUUCCGAACUAAAGUUAAAAUUUUCUUUCCUUUUUCACCCCCUCUGUUUUAUGUAAGGAAAGAAUAUAAAACUGUUUCAACCUUUGCCAUUUUUGUUUUCUUUGCCUUCCUGUGCUAAUUUUCACCAUCUCUCAGGGAAUAAAGGACCAGAUUUUAGUGGCCUUGUUUCCUACGCAUUGUGUUUAUAACAAAAUUGUUCUGUUCCAAUUUUAACGAAAAAAGGCACUCGGAAAAAAAUUCCAUUACCUAUGGAGACAAUCCGAGACCACAACCUUCCGUUCACGUUCACCGUCGGUUCCGAUAUCCGAUCAUCUUUAUCGGAACUCAUAUUAACAGGUGGCACCAACACUCUGGACUCAAUUUUCUCUCGUUGCCCUCCAUCAAACACCAUCACCAGCUCGGUUUCUGAGCCUCUAGGUUCCUCGGUAUACCUCCACCAGAGAGAUCUUCUCCAGAGGUUCUGCCAGGAAAGCCGAGGAAACUGUUCGUUUACUCGCAGUUCGGUGGCUUACCCAUUUCAAAGCUCUGCCUGCGCAAGCAGCACAAGCGGUUACAUAAAUCCAUGCAAGAAAAAUCUAUACAGAGGAGUAAGGCAGAGGCACUGGGGCAAAUGGGUAGCCGAGAUUAGACUACCCCAGAACAGAAUGAGAGUCUGGUUGGGUACCUAUGACACGGCCGAAGCCGCUGCUUACGCUUACGACCGUGCUGCUUAUAAGCUUCGUGGAGAAUAUGCGCGCUUGAAUUUCCCAAAUCUUACGGACCCAAGUACGCUAGGAUUCGGAGACUCUGCAAAGUUGAGUGCUUUGAAAAGCUCGGUGGAUGCUAAAAUCCAAGCGAUUUGUCAGAAGGUGAAAAGAGAGAGAGCAAAAAAGAAUGCGAAGAAAAGCAGAGCAAGUGUUGGGAGUCAUGGCACUGAGAUUGAGAAGGCAAUGAAGGUUGAAUCGUCUCCGUCUUCAUCUACGUCAUCGUUCCCGGUGUCGCCGUUGGAUCUGGGUGAUAAUUGGAGCAGCGAAUUGUUAUCAUCAGAAAUAACUGAGGACGAGUUUUUGAUGGGCGAGAAUUCACCGUCCUCUGUUUUAACAGGCUGCCCAAUCUCAGUGGCAGAGGAACCUGAAUUAGAAGGAUGUUCGCUGGCGAGAAUGCCGUCUUUCGAUCCCGAAUUGAUCUGGGAAGUCCUCGCUAAUUAGAACAGAACUUUGUUUCUCAAGCUGAAUUGGUGAAAAUUGUUGGGAGGAUAUUUAGGAUUUUAGAGGUAUUUCAUUGGAUGUUAAGCAGGGUUUUUUCAAGUGUAAAUGGUAGUGUUGGUGGGGGGCUCUGUAGGCAAUUUCUUUCUUGUUCCGAGCAAACAUUGUUAGCCUUAGAAUUUUGUAGGGUUACUUGCAGCUGAGUAAAGGGUUGUUAUGCAGCUUAUGCUUAUGUUUUAGCCUUCUGCCUUUCAGUACGAAGGCAUUAAGAAUAUGUUGUAAGAAGUACUCACUGCUAUGCACAAAGGGAUUUCAUAUGUGAAUCCUGGGGUUUACUUUUA
Carya illinoinensis is the source of this 1811-nucleotide messenger RNA. Its product is annotated as ethylene-responsive transcription factor ERF061-like. Gene Ontology annotation, biological process: regulation of DNA-templated transcription. The record is from RefSeq and is a predicted model, not a curated record. Gene Ontology annotation, molecular function: DNA-binding transcription factor activity; DNA binding. Bases 535 to 1473 code for a protein of 312 amino acids. Lineage: Eukaryota; Viridiplantae; Streptophyta; Magnoliopsida; Fagales; Juglandaceae. The transcript has a single exon.